AUGUCAGCCGACGUGCAAAGCGCGGCCGCGCGCAUUUUGGAUGCUGAACCCAUACGAGAUCCCAGCUACAACGACUUUUCCUUCGCUCCCUUCCUCCGCAGAAGCUUCGGUUUCGGCCUUGCCACCGAUGUUCCCGUCUGCAAGGCCUACAGCGAAGGCCACUGCCCGCUGGGACCUGCCUGCCCUGACCGACAUCCAACACCUUCGCGCGUAACCACAUCCACCACCACUGCCUCCGGAUUGGCACCCUCCACCACGCACGGCUCUCUAGUCUGCAAGCAUUUCCUCAAGGGAUUGUGCAAAAAGGGGUUGAAAUGCGAAUACCUGCACGAGUACAACCUGCGUCGCAUGCCGGAAUGCCAAUCCUUCUCUCGGUCGGGAUACUGCCCUAACGGCGAUGACUGCCUAUACCAACAUGUCCGCGAAGAGGCUCGCCUCCCGCCAUGUGAGCACUACGAUCGAGGGUUCUGCGAAUUGGGUCCUCUUUGUGCCAAGCGGCAUGUGCGUCGUCGACUCUGCAAGUUUUACCUGGCAGGAUUUUGUCCCGAGGGCAAGGCGUGCGCCGAUGCCCAUCCGCGGUGGACAGAGAACCUACCGCGACCGACAAUGCGGACCGAGAAGACCGAAGAGGAGCUGGAGCACGAGCGAGCACUCAUUCGCGAGGAGCAAGAGCGGGAGAAGGAGCGAGAGCGCGAAUGGCGGAAUGAGCGUGGACGUGGUGGCGGCUUCAUGCGCGGACGCUAUCGCGGGCGAGGAAGAGGGUGA
Penicillium cinerascens is the source of this 765-nucleotide messenger RNA. It is a transcript of the gene yth1, whose product is annotated as cleavage polyadenylation factor RNA-binding subunit YTH1. Gene Ontology annotation, molecular function: metal ion binding; RNA binding. The record is from RefSeq and is a predicted model, not a curated record. Bases 1 to 765 code for a protein of 254 amino acids. The transcript has a single exon. Lineage: Eukaryota; Fungi; Ascomycota; Eurotiomycetes; Eurotiales; Aspergillaceae.